GCAAUUAUAUACGUUAUAUUGCACUGUGACAGAUUUCGCAAUUUAUUCUUACCUGAAAAAUGCUACGUUUGACAGUGAACAUUAUUAUUUCCUGUGGUCUUCUUAUUGGCAUAAGAGGGCAGAAAAUGUUGGGCGCAGGCAAGUGGACGGUGUUGAGCACGCAGCAGUGCGUGAAGGACGCAGAGAUGGCGUGGACCCUGCGCGUGCGCCGACACAAGAUCAAUCGCACGCACGACGCGUUUGACCUUGACGUCAACUUGGGGGACGACCUCGAUGACUCUUGUGCCAUACGUUUCGAUAUUUGCAUGAUGGUGGACGGAGGAUGUAAACCCUACAUGGUCAUGGCUGAUGAUUGCUUGCCCAAUUAUGUAAAAAGAUACGCAGAAGAAAAUGUCAAAAUGAUUCUCGCGAGCGCUGGUGUAGAUCCACCAGACUUUCCUGUUAAAAAAGGCUCGUUACAUUUAAAGGACUACGUCAUGAACAUGGAAGAAAUGGCAAAGGAUGGUGUGUACGGCACGUUUGAGGUAGAAGCUUUCAUAUUAAAGGACGCGCAAGAACUGGCCUGCAUAAAAGUCACCCUAAAAUACGAACCGGAAGACGACUAUGGGUCGAUGGGAGCUUAUGCAUAAAAUCUACCUUAUACCAUCUUCC
This is a messenger RNA of Cydia strobilella, 651 nucleotides long. RefSeq lists its product as uncharacterized. The record is from RefSeq and is a predicted model, not a curated record. The transcript is spliced from 4 exons. Bases 60 to 629 code for a protein of 189 amino acids. Lineage: Eukaryota; Metazoa; Arthropoda; Insecta; Lepidoptera; Tortricidae.